Messenger RNA from Candida albicans SC5314, 1980 nucleotides. It is a transcript of the gene KCH1, whose product is annotated as Kch1p. The transcript has a single exon. The coding region runs from base 1 to 1980 and encodes 659 amino acids. Lineage: Eukaryota; Fungi; Ascomycota; Pichiomycetes; Serinales; Debaryomycetaceae. Gene Ontology annotation, biological process: potassium ion transmembrane transport. Gene Ontology annotation, molecular function: potassium ion transmembrane transporter activity. The record is from RefSeq and is a predicted model, not a curated record. Gene Ontology annotation, cellular component: plasma membrane.
AUGGGUUCCAAAAACAAACGAUAUAGCUAUUUACCAGCAUCAAAGAAUGAUCAUUUCAAUGCAGAAAAUGAGAUUAAAAAAUACCAUUUAGAUGUAUCAACAUUUGAUGUUAUAAGAGUGAAUAAUUUCCGUAAUUACAACUGUUCGACUUUGUUUUGGUAUUUUUACAUGUGGGUUCUAAUCUUUUUAUCAUUUGCAUUAUUAGCAACAGAUAUCUAUUCUUGUCUAAAUAUCCUUGUAUUCCAUAGAUGGGCUAGUGAUGAUUACAAGCCGUACGCAUAUUCCAUUGCCAAAUGGAUUUUCACUGGAUGUAUAAUAUUUCAGUUUGUGCUACUAUUUUAUCAUUGGAUAUGGGCCAUACAUAUUGCCAGGACAAGAAAUAUUGCCUUGGUUUAUCUAAAUUCCAUAGCCAAAAGACUCUAUCUGAUAAAAUAUUAUGAUAAUUUUUGUUUAUUAAACAGUAUCAACGAAGGUCAUUUUUUUGAUUGGUGUUGUUUUUUAACUUAUUAUGAGAUAGAUAAUGCAUUACAAAUAUUAGUGGCUGACACCCCAAGACAAGUUAUCAAUAUAUUGACAUUAAGAUACUAUGCCACUGGUGGAGAGUUAAAUAACAAUAUUUUGAAUAACAUUGAACAAAUUGCCAAUACAAAUUUGUACUUGUCUAUUAUUUUGAGUUUCAUGUGUUUAUCGGUGUUCAUCUAUGCUAUAUUCUUCUUGAGGUUUGUAUUUGGGAUGCUUUGUUACAUUCCAUUAAAGAUCCAAUUGAGCAACGAUGGCUAUAAGAGUUUUAAAGAUUACUGUUGUCACUUGAUUAACGAAAGUAUUGCUGAUGCAGUUAGGUUGCACCAUAAACCAAAGAAAGUGUUGUUGGAGCAAGGUAUAUUAUCGGAAGAGAGAAUUGCUCAAUUGCCUGUGUUGGAAGAUCGUCCACCUCGUUAUAAUGACUACUCAAAAACUUUUUACCGUACAGAUACCAGUGCCACAUUGGAAUCAAAUAUUCCAUUGAAUUAUAUGAAAGAUAGAUCAAAUUCCACCAAUAAUUCCAGAGACGAUUUUGGAGGCCACAGUAACCAAAAAGUAUAUUCACCCAUUAAUGAUCAAAAUAAUGGAAUUGGGAAACGUCUAAGUCAAUUGAGAGAGAAGUAUACUCAACCAAGUUAUGGUGUAAUAGAGAAAUCUAAACCAGUUGAUUCGAUAGUAGGUCACGAACAACUGCUUUACAAGUCGAGACAAAGAUCACAAGCUUCGCUUUUGAGUGAGGAUCAAAACGAAUUAAUGUACAAACAACCACGAUCAACAAGCUUGACACAUGACACAUCAAGAACCCACUUGAACAACCCACCAAAACGGUCUAUCACUGACAUUUCAGAACAAAUUGGUCAGCAGAAUCUACCAUCUUCCUUUAAGCCAAUGAGAAAAGCUCCUACUGCACCAUUAGGGCGUGAGAGUCACCAGAACAGUCAAGACAUAAAUUCUUUAACUGGAUAUGACCAACCAGUACAGCCCUUACCAAAGUCAUACACACAAGAUCAUCCACAUAGACACAAGUAUAAUGAUUAUGCCGAACUGAUAACGAACCCCUUUGGGAAUCCAAGCUCAAUAUAUUCAGGAUCAGUGGAUGAUUUUUCAAGACCGAUGAAAACAGAUUAUACAGAUGAGGGUAUAAAUCCGUUAUACAGCCAGAUUAAACCAUUGAAAAAAUCAACAACGGAACCUAUUAAUUCAUUUGAACUCUCAUAUCAGACUCCACCUGAAACCAAGUUCAAGCGUUCGUUCACUGAUGAGUAUCCAAUAACUGAAGAGGAUAGAUUACAUUCCUCACAAGACGAAAGUAAAGUGAACAAUCAAGAAGAGGACCAACAACAGGGUAGUCCUACAGGAACUGAUAUUAUAGAUGACUUUUUAGAAGAAUUGAAUGCCCCACCAGAAAAAGAACCUCCUUAUCCAGUAAGAGGAGUUUCGAAAUACUUUGAAACUUAG